Pipistrellus kuhlii (Kuhl's pipistrelle) is the source of this 2283-nucleotide messenger RNA. RefSeq names its product cytoplasmic polyadenylation element-binding protein 3-like. Gene Ontology annotation, cellular component: nucleus; neuron projection; synapse. The annotation marks the transcript as partial. NCBI's taxonomy places the organism in Eukaryota, Metazoa, Chordata, Mammalia, Chiroptera, Vespertilionidae. Gene Ontology annotation, molecular function: translation factor activity, RNA binding; mRNA 3'-UTR binding; mRNA regulatory element binding translation repressor activity. Gene Ontology annotation, biological process: negative regulation of cytoplasmic translation. The record is from RefSeq and is a predicted model, not a curated record. The transcript has a single exon.
GUUCCGGUGAAGGGGGAAAAAAAGAGAAAGACCUGGCGAAAUUGCUGUCUUUCUGUCUUAGAAGCACCUGUCUCCCUAGUCCAGAAAGGGAACCGAGACCUCAGAAAGGCUGCGCAGACCAUUCAGGAGGAUUUACUGAUGGACAAAAGCAAAACCCAGCUUCAGCCCCAGCAGCAGCGGCAGCAGCAGCAGCAGCAGCAGCAGCUCCAGCCGGAGCCCAGCGCAGCGGACACCCCGUCCAUGCCCCUCUCCUCGGAGACCCCCAAGCCGGACCACAGCAGCCCAGCCGCGGCGGCCCCGCCGGCCCCCAACGGCCCUGAGAAGAUGCAGAUGGAGUCGCUGCUCCUGCCGGGCUUGAGCUUCCACCAGCCCCCGCAGCAGUCGCCGCCGCAGGACUCCGCCGCGGAGCCCGGCUCGUCGCCGCUGUCGCUGUCCUUCGGCAGUACCUGGUCCACGGGCACCACGAACGCGGAGGAGGACAGCUUCUUCCAGGGGAUCGCCCACGUCCACGGGACCAAGCUCUUCCAGAACUUCCCGGACAACGUCAGCUCCAUCUUCGAGGGCACCUUCUCUCCGCAGAUCGGCCUGGCGCAGACCCAGCACCAUCAGCAGCCGCCGCCGGCGCCCGCCCGGCAGCCGCAGCCCCCGCAGCUCCCGCCGCAGCGCCGCUCGCCCGCCAGCCCCAGCCAGGCGCCCUUCGCGCCCCGGAGCGCCGCCGCCGCGGCGUACGACCACCAGCUCAUCUUGACCAGCAAGCCGUCCGCGUCCCGGGCCGCCGCCGCUGCCGCCGCCGCCGCCGCCUCGUCCUGCUGGAGCGCGCACCAGGGCGGGAGCGCCGCCGCCUGGAGCGCGCCCUCCGCCCCGUGGGGCGGCCUGCCCGCCGGGGACCCCCGCCGCGCGGUCGGCGUGGGCGUGGGCGUCGGGGCGCCCUCGCCGCUCAACCCCAUCUCGCCGCCCAAGAGGCCCUUCAGCAGCGCGAUCGCGCCGCCCAAGAUCGCCCGCGCGGCCCCGCUGCCCCCCAAGUCCUGGAUGGAGGACAGCGCGUUCGGCACCACUGACAACGGCAACAAUCUGUUGCCAUUCCAGGACCGGAGUAGGCCCUAUGACACUUUUAACUUGCACUCGUUGGAGAACUCCUUAAUGGAUAUGAUAAGGACUGAUCAUGAGCCUCUGGAAGGACUCAUGGGAAUAAAUUUCCAUCAUCCAGGAACAGAUAAUGCUAUGGCAUUUAACAGUCUGUAUUCUCUCUUUCCAUUUGAAGAUGCCUUCCUGGACGACAGUCAUGGCGGCGACCAGUCCUUGUUCUCUGACCUAAGCUCCCCCACUGGCUGCCAAAAUGGGGAGCGAGUGGAGCGCUACUCCAGGAAGGUGUUUAUUGGAGGCCUUCCUCCUGACAUCGACGAAGAUGAGAUCACCGCCAGCUUCCUCAGGUUUGGACCUCUCGUGGUGGACUGGCCUCACAAAGCCGAAACCAAGUCGUACUUCCCUCCGAAAGGCUAUGCCUUCCUGCUGUUCCAGGAGGAGAGCUCCGUGCAAGCUCUGAUAGAUGCCUGCCUGGAGGAAGACGGGAAGCUGUACCUGUGCGUGUCCAGCCCCACCAUCAAGGAUAAACCGGUGCAAAUUCGACCGUGGAACCUAAGUGACAGUGACUUUGUAAUGGAUGGUUCUCAGCCUUUGGACCCCAGAAAGACUAUCUUUGUUGGGGGAGUUCCACGACCCCUUCGAGCUGUUGAACUGGCCAUGAUCAUGGACGGUUUGUAUGGUGGUGUCUGCUACGCCGGCAUUGAUACGGACCCAGAACUGAAGUACCCCAAAGGUGCUGGCCGAGUGGCGUUCUCCAACCAGCAGAGCUUCAUCGCAGCCAUCAGCGCCCGCUUUGUGCAGCUCCAACACAAUGACAUUGACAAGCGGGUGGAAGUGAAGCCAUACGUGCUGGAUGAUCAGAUGUGUGACGAGUGCCAGGGCACGCGCUGCGGGGGGAGGUUCGCCCCGUUCUUCUGUGCCAACGUCACCUGCCUGCAGUAUUACUGCGAGUACUGCUGGGCCAGCAUCCACUCGCGCGCCAGGCGGGAGUUCCACCGGCCGCUGGUGAAGGAGGGAGGCGACCGCCCUGGUCACCUGCGGUUCCAUUGGAGCUGAGCCCCGGGCAGACCUGGCCAGGCGUACUGAAGUCCACGACAAAAGAGGGAACCGAGAGGACACUGCCUCAGGGCUUACAGUGUUCUGGAAAUCUGUGCAUUCGUUCUCGAUUUUUAAAGAAGAAAUGAGUCUUUUUUUUUCUUU